Cygnus olor (mute swan) is the source of this 2477-nucleotide messenger RNA. It is a transcript of the gene LAT2, whose product is annotated as linker for activation of T cells family member 2. The coding region runs from base 1010 to 1642 and encodes 210 amino acids. The record is from RefSeq and is a predicted model, not a curated record. Gene Ontology annotation, biological process: B cell receptor signaling pathway; B cell activation; calcium-mediated signaling. Gene Ontology annotation, cellular component: plasma membrane. The transcript has 14 exons. Lineage: Eukaryota; Metazoa; Chordata; Aves; Anseriformes; Anatidae.
CAGUUGUAAAACAUGUGCCGGGCUGGCUGUUGCUCUCUGCUAGCUGUAAAUACGGGGGGCUGCCCCGUGCACGCCCUAUUCUUAGAGCAGGAUACGUGUCCCUGCGCUGUGUCGGGGCUUCAGGCCAGCAGUUAUCCCUGAGCCCUUAUUCAUAACCCCUCCUUAGUCUUUUCAAGUGCAAAAGAAAAUCAUCAUCUACUCUUUUGGGGUUGUUUUAUUGGUUUUUUCUUUAUCAGUACAGUGCAAUUGUGCCUGCUGUCUGCAAGCUGCUGCUGCUGGAGCACGUGAAAUGGUUUUGUUCUUACUGCUGGACAGAACACACCUCGGUGGGGCUCCCAGUUUGUCCGCUAGCAGCAGCAACCUCGGGCUCUGUGCUGCCCUGCCAAGGCUGUCAUCCUCUCUGUAAAACCUAAGAGAAGGCUUCCAACUUGUCUCACCUCUUCCAAGCUUUUUCAGGCAGCACCUGCCGCAAGUGCAUCGCUCAGUGCAAUGAUAAUUAUCCUGGGGCUCUUUGCUAGAGGGGAAAUUAUUGCUGGCGUUGAACAUUUGAGUGGCAUCCGCCAAAUCUGGAGCUCGAGGGCUCCGGCAGCACGCGUGGCUCUUGCCCGAGCCUCUUCCUCUCCCCCUGCGGAUCCGAACGGCUUCUGCGAGAGGUGACUUUGUGUGAGCACCGCCCGCGGGGCUCCCGUGAGCCGGAGAGGGGCUGACCGUCGGCCGGCGGCGGAUGUUGGGGUUAAUGAUUCAGAUGGUGACAGGAAACCAGAAGCUGGCUAACGAUCCUCGGAGGAACCGGCUCCAGUGCUGGCGGCUGCGGCCGUGAGGUGCGCAAGGAGCUGGGACGGAUGGGGACGGCCGGCUGAGGCUGCAGGCCUCGUCACAGACCACAGUGGCUCGAGCCUAUGUAUUCUCUUCGCCCAUCUCCCCAAGGCAGAGAGCUGGGAAAGCACGUUCAGCUGUCUUAGAUAACUUAUUUAUAACCCGCCAGCAGUGAGCUGGACACCGCGGGGCCAUGGCGCAGCUGGAGCUGCUGUGGGUGGCUGCCGCGCUGAUGCUGCUCGGGGCGGCCGUCAGCGCCUGCGUCAGGUGCCAGCUCUCCGGUACAAAGCGAGAAAAGAAGCAGAGCAAGCAGACAAGUCAGCUCGGAAACCAGCAGAGCUUUGAGGUGAUUCGGUCCCACUCCACUGUAACGCGAAGGCUAGACCAGAUUAAGGAACCUGAAAACUUCACAAUAACAAGGAAAGCUCACGAGGAGCUCGGCGCCUCCCGUCCCCUUGGCAUUGAGAGCAGGACCGAGCCCCGGUACCAGAACUUCCUGACAGAGGACUACCUGUGCGAGGAUGCUGCCUACGUGGAGCCCAUCUCUGUGGAUUUCUAUGAGCAUGCCAAGUGCUUCACCUCACCCAACGCCAAAGAGGAGGAUUCCCAUUCCUACCAGAAUGUCUUCAUUGGGGACACUUGUGGCUCCGGGCUGGAUGACGUGGAUGACUACGAGAACAGCACGGCGAUACACGCGUGGAAAAUCGAGCAAAGUGCAGCAGCGCUGUAUAUAGAGAGCCAGGACGAGGAGCCGGACUACGUUAACACCGACCCCGCGUCGGACCCCACCCUGCUGUCAAAGCAAAGUAAACUGCGUAAAGUCUGAAGGAGCCCUUCGCCAAGCUGUAAGGGCACACCCAGCCAGCAUGUACAUAGGGAAAGAGGAGUCUUCGAUCCCACAGUGAAAUCUUCUCCAGAUCGUGCCCAAGAUCGUGUGGAACAGGUGCCGCUGAGAGGAGGAAAGGCUCUGCUUGAAGUCCAGCUGCAGACGUGCGUUGGAGGGAGCGCUCUGCCCGGCAGCGAAGCCUGGCCGACCCCUUCAGCGGCUCCCUCGGGCAUGCCACAAGCUCGUUAUCCCGUCUCACUUCCCUGCACGUCUGCUGGAGGGAGGACGGCUACUCUGUGCAAUGUUUUCUCCUGUCAAGCAUGAAAUGAAUCUUUAAAUUGCUGAGCGGUAAUGCAGCCAACUACUUAAUUUGUCAGGCUGACUCAUGCACGAUGGCAUUCAAACACGGGGAUUAUGUUCUGAUUUAGUUCCUAUGCUCUCCUGCAGAAGCUGUUUCCUACAGGAGAGGAACUGGCAAGGCAGAGGUUGCUUUUACAGCAGCAGUGGUUCUCUGGAGCUAAAUGAGAUACCAAACUGCUCACAAAAGCUAAGGACUAAAGAGGAUUAAAUCCUCAUCUUAUUCACAGCUUGUAAUUCCCAGUGUCUGUGGCAGCUCUCCUUGUGUUUCGUUAUCUGUUUUAUAACGAUACAAAGGCACUGCAAAAACUGACAAGGUCCGAUCCACUGCCGUCAGCCUCAGAAAUUGCACUGGUCCUUCAGAUUUGCCAUAGGAACAUCAGUUCUGAAACAUAACCCUUGUCUCUUGAGCCCUCAUGUAUAGAUUUGGCUCUGUCAUAGCACUUAUUUAUUAAAAUUGAAAAACCUCCAAAGCAAA